AUGCCGCCGCGAAGAGGUGCGAAGUCUGGCCCACGCUCAAAGCGUACGCGGCAUUCAGCGAGGAUUGUGGCCCUGGGGCAACUCGACACUACCCCAAACCGUCACGAUCAGUCUCCUCGUGCAGUUCAGACUCAGGAUCCAACACCGGCAUUACCAAAUCAGGGCGCAAAUUCUGGGCCUCCAAACUCUGAGAUACCUUCAACAAAUGAAUUUGAUGAUGACCUCAACGAGGAUGAUCUGAUGCGGCUGGUUGAAGCUCAAGCCGUUCCAUCCGCUCAACCACCACCUGAUUUCUCAUGGUCUGAAAUCGGUUCAACACGCCGAAGCACGCCUUUACGGGAAGACGAACCAAGCUUUUUAGACAACCAAGACUCUCUUCUCGACGAAUUUUCCAGUCCAAAGUCCGGUCUAGGCAAGCUUCCCAACACUCAGCCACUGCCAUCUGAGCCUGAUCAAGAAAGCAAAGAACCUCCUUUUGUUGACUUUUCUGAGACAGCUUCUACUAUACGACGAAGUUCACCUUAUUAUUCGUUGGCGGCCUCUCAAAUCGGAGAUGACGAGGCACUGAAUUUCGUGGAAAACAAUCCUUUGGCACCACUACCAAGUACCAUCCAAGAUUCGAUACAGUCUCUUGGACUACCACCUUUGUCUGAAUUAGAAGCCAUGGAUCACUUGCCGGAAGAUGAGCUAUAUGAUGUCACGCCUCCCAAGUCGACGGCUGAGCUUGAAGCUGAGACAUCGCGAAAAGACGAGGAAGAAACUGAAGCUGCCCCAGAAAGUUCACAGCGUACUAAGAAGCCAAAUUCGUCACAGAACUCAAAGACAAAAGGCAGGCCAGGAAAGACCUCAAAAAAGCAAGAUGCCCUUACGAGAAUAUUGGUCGAGGAACUGGAACCAUCGGGAGAAGACGAAGUAGAGGAGCAAGCAUCUUCACCCCCUGAAAAGCCACCAGCCCAACCCCCAAAGCGGAAGAACGACACUCGCAAAGGCAAAGAGGUAUUAAAAGGGAAGCCUGCCGCAAUGACAUCUAAGGAUAUACAAACAAGCGAGCAGCGACCAAAGGAAAAGAAGGGCCGGAAACAACGAGCGAAGACUCCCAUCCAAUUUGACGAAGAGACACAGGAAAUCAAAGAGGUAACACCACGCAAGGUACCGGAACAGCCACUUCGCAUGCCCAUCGUGAGCAGUCUCAGAACAGCGUAUGCUGCCUCUGUCUCACCUAUUGUAGGUGCAGGUGUAGGGACACCCGGCUCGAAACGAAAGCCUGCGCCAAAGCGUAAACCGCCCGCUAAAGAUACUCCUCAGAAGGAGAAAGCUUCCCAGAAAGCCCCCCCGGCAACACGAAAGUCAGGUUUAAAGAAACUGGUGCCUCAAGAGAAACCUGAUACGACUGAAAAGGGAAAAGAACGUGCAGUUCCUGCUGCACAAGUAGCACAUAAGCCUUCACCCGCGAUUACCAAGAGAAUAACCCGAGCCAAGAUGAAAGAGGAAAGUGAACCAGUAUCACAGCCUUCAAAAGUCCAAGAGGCACCAGAAGCAAGAAAUGAGACCCAGGGGUCGACCCGGGACCCUAUCGUGCUCUCUAGCGACCCUGAAAGCUCUUUGUUGUCGGAUGAUGACGAUGCCUUCGUCCCAAUCGAAGACUUACACCCAAAAGAGAAGGCCCAACCAGCAAGGCAGUCCCAAUCAGUGAUGGGAGAGUUGCUUGUUGACCCAAUUGUCGACGUGGAGCCAGCAGACCAUGCUCAUCGCGAGAAAGCGCAGCCUUCUACACGGCCACAGACCCUACAGCAGAAUCCCAAGGCUCUUGUCCCUUCAAGUCCCCAACAAGAACAAAUCUCUAGGCAGAGGACAACCAUGACGAUUAAGCGGGACCCUAAGAAGCUUGUUGAAGAGCCUCUUCCAAGCACGAAGGGAAAUCGUGCAGCUCAACAGGGCCGGGAGGUUUUGUCGGCUCGUGAUACUAACAUUCUCAUUCAACAAGAUGCCUCACAAGCAAGGACCUUGAAAAGACCUGCUACGACAGUUGAUCCCAUCGUUGAUACCUCUCACCCACCUCGCAAGAUCAGUAAAACUUCAAGGAGCUUCAGUGUCAGCCAAGCGGGUAGCCCGUUACCACUCGAAACAAGCCCAGCGCAGCUUGUCGCUGGAACAAGUCCAAGUGCUAUGGAAGAAGCUGAAUCUGCAGAAGUGCCCAAGCGCACUGCAGAGACCAUUCCCGACAAGAACAGAGUGGGAUUGAGGCCCAAACCAAACACGAAGCUCAAAACUGAGCCUGCCAAUUUGCAACCCGAGCCAAGUUCAAGUGAUCAAGAUAUUCAUGCUCAGAUACUGGCAUCCCUGCAGGGACAAAAGGAAGCGACUGCUGAAGUGGAACAGGCCAUGGAGCAUGACAAAGUCCGCGGCAAUGGAGAGUCUCCCAGACAGACACGACCGGCGGGGCCGAAUGCAGAGAUAGGAGAGAAACUCCAUGGACUAGUUGAGAUGAUGCUGGAUCAUCUCCAGGCCAAGGAAGCGACCAUCUACCGUGGCGCUGAUGCCUAUCGGAAGAAUAGCAUCAAUUGCGUGGACAAGAUUGAACGACGCUACAUGCAAGAGAGGCAAGCGCUCAAUGAAACGUGGAAGAAGGAUAGUGAUAGGUUCCUCCGGGGGACGCGGGCAGCCAAGGCAGCGAUUGAUGAGCGCGGAAAGAUACGAGAAAAGGCGAUGCAGCAACUGAAUGAAACGGCAGCCAGGCGCCGUCACUUAUUUGAACAAGCGACGACAAGUUUACGAGCACUUCAUGGACGAUUGAUGCAGGGAAAUCUUGCAGGCUACGAAGAUUGA
Fusarium subglutinans is the source of this 2826-nucleotide messenger RNA. RefSeq lists its product as uncharacterized. Bases 1 to 2826 code for a protein of 941 amino acids. The transcript has 3 exons. NCBI's taxonomy places the organism in Eukaryota, Fungi, Ascomycota, Sordariomycetes, Hypocreales, Nectriaceae. The record is from RefSeq and is a predicted model, not a curated record.